Messenger RNA from Diospyros lotus (date-plum), 3421 nucleotides. RefSeq names its product DExH-box ATP-dependent RNA helicase DExH10. Gene Ontology annotation, molecular function: RNA helicase activity; RNA binding; ATP binding. Gene Ontology annotation, biological process: maturation of 5.8S rRNA; RNA catabolic process. NCBI's taxonomy places the organism in Eukaryota, Viridiplantae, Streptophyta, Magnoliopsida, Ericales, Ebenaceae. Gene Ontology annotation, cellular component: nucleus. The record is from RefSeq and is a predicted model, not a curated record. The transcript has 18 exons. The coding region runs from base 258 to 3242 and encodes 994 amino acids.
UAGAGUCUGGGCUUUACAAGAGCCCACUUGAGGAAAUAAGUCUCUCCCCCGUUCGGUUGAAAAACCCCAAAUUCCUAAUUUUGUGAGGCAAUUAGGGUUUGUGAGUCUCCAAACUCACCACUUACAGAGCAUGCCUGCGUUUAUUCUCAGUUAAAGCAGCAGGGUAAAGGGUGCAUUGGAGUGCAGUAGCUACAGUUCGAAGUUCAUUGUACUUUGAAGUUGUUGAGAAUCCAGGUGUUUGGAUGAACCCCUCGUAAAUGGAGGAAUCGCCUCUUGGAAAACGGAAGGCGCCUGAAAAUAGUUUGGAGGUCUCGGAAACGCCCAAGGAAGAGUAUGAAUCCAAAAAGCGGAACUUGGCACGAACAUGCCUACACGAGGUUGCUGCUCCAGGUGGAUACACAUCAUCCAAAGAUGGGUCCAUUCACGGCACACUCAAUGAUCCUGUUUACAAUGGGAAGAUGGCAAAAACCUAUCCUUUUACUCUUGACCCAUUCCAACAAGUGUCAGUUGCAUGUUUGGAACGCAAUGAGUCGGUUUUGGUUUCUGCACAUACUUCAGCUGGGAAAACUGCUGUUGCUGAGUAUGCCAUUGCAAUGGCCUUUAGAGAUAAGCAAAGGGUUAUAUACACUUCACCACUGAAAGCUCUAAGCAACCAGAAGUAUAGAGAACUAACCCAGGAGUUCUCUGAUGUUGGGUUGAUGACAGGUGAUGUUACACUGUCACCGAAUGCCAGUUGUUUAGUUAUGACAACAGAGAUUCUCAGGGGAAUGCUUUACAGGGGUUCUGAAGUGUUAAAAGAGGUUGCCUGGGUUAUAUUUGAUGAAAUACAUUAUAUGAAGGAUCGGGAAAGAGGGGUUGUUUGGGAAGAGAGUAUUAUAUUCUUGCCGCCAGCUAUUAAGAUGGUCUUCCUUUCAGCAACAAUGUCCAAUGCUACUGAGUUUGCUGAGUGGAUAUGUAAUUUGCACAAACAGCCAUGUCAUGUUGUAUAUACUGAUUUUCGACCAACACCUUUGCAGCACUAUGUGUUCCCUAUGGGUGGGGCAGGAUUGUAUCUUGUUGUGGAUGAGAAUGAGCAGUUUAGGGAGGAAAGUUUUAUGAAACUGCAGGAUACCUUUGCAAAACAGAAGCUGGGUGGUGGUAACAAGAGUGCAAAUGCUAAAGGGAGUGGCAGAAGUGCUAGGAGUGGGAACGCCUCAGGUGGUUCUGACAUAUACAAGAUUGUCAAGAUGAUCAUGGAAAGGAAAUUUCAACCAGUUAUAAUUUUCAGCUUUAGUAGAAGAGAAUGCGAACAACAUGCGAUGUCUAUGGCAAAGCUCGAUUUUAAUACCCAAGAGGAGAAGGAUGUUGUGGAGCAGGUUUUCCAAAAUGCCAUACUCUGCUUAAGUGAAGAAGAUAGAAACUUACCUGCUAUUGAGCUGAUACUGCCACUGCUUAAAAGAGGCGUUGCUGUUCAUCAUUCAGGACUUCUGCCUAUUAUUAAGGAGUUGGUUGAACUUCUCUUCCAAGAAGGCCUUGUAAAAGCCCUUUUUGCAACAGAGACAUUUGCUAUGGGUUUGAACAUGCCCGCAAAAACUGUUGUUUUUACCAGUGUAAAGAAAUGGGAUGGAGACAGUCAUCGUUAUAUCGGAUCUGGUGAGUAUAUCCAGAUGAGUGGAAGAGCUGGACGUCGUGGCAAAGAUGAGCGAGGUAUCUGUAUUAUUAUGAUUGAUGAACAGAUGGAGAUGAAUACCCUCAAGGACAUGGUCUUGGGUAGACCAGCGCCAUUGGUCAGUACUUUUAGACUGAGCUAUUAUUCAAUUUUGAACUUAAUGAGCCGCGCUGAAGGACAGUUUACUGCUGAGCAUGUUAUCAAGAAUUCAUUUCAUCAGUUUCAGUAUGAGAAGGCUUUACCUGAUAUAGGGAAAAAAGUUUCAAACCUUGAAGAGGAAGCUGCCUUGCUUGAUUCCUCAGGAGAGGCUGAGGUUGCUGAAUAUCAUAAGUUAAAGCUUGAUAUGGUCCAGCUUGAGCAGAAGAUGAUGGCAGAGAUAACUAGGCCUGAAAGAGUUCUUUAUUUUCUUCUCCCUGGUAGGCUGGUUAAGGUGAGGGAAGGUGGCACAGACUGGGGUUGGGGAGUCGUUGUUAACGUUGUUAAAAAGCCCCCAGCACCACUAGGCAGUUUGCCUGCUGCACUAUCUUCUUCACGUGGUACUAGCUAUAUUGUGGAUACUUUACUUCAUUGCUCUCUUGGUUCAAGUGAAAACGGUUCUCGACCAAAACCAUGCCCACCCCGUCCUGGAGAAAAGGGUGAGAUGCAUGUGGUUCCUGUUCAGUUGUCUCUAAUUUCUGCUCUUAGCAAACUCCGAAUAUCAAUUCCUUCUGAUCUUCGGCCAUUAGAAGCCAGGCAAAGUAUACUUCUUGCCGUACAGGAGCUUGAAAAACGUUUCCCUCAAGGCCUUCCUAAGCUUAAUCCUGUGAAGGAUAUGGGCAUUGAAGAGCCAGAAUUUGUUGAGUUGGUCAAUCAAAUUGAAGAACUGGAGAAAAAAUUAUUUCGGCACCCACUUUACAAGUCCCAAGAUGAAACUCAGAUUAGAAGUUUUCAGAGGAAAGCAGAAGUGAAUCAUGAAAUUCAACAACUAAAAACAAAAAUGCGAGAUUCUCAGCUUCAAAAGUUCCGUGAUGAACUUAAGAAUCGUUCACGGGUUCUUAAAAGGCUUGGCCAUAUAGAUGCUGAUGGUGUUGUCCAGCUAAAGGGACGGGCAGCCUGCUUGAUAGAUACAGGAGAUGAACUCCUUGUUACAGAAUUGAUGUUCAAUGGUACCUUCAAUGAUCUUGAUCAGCAUCAGAUAGCAGCUCUUGGAAGUUGCUUCAUUCCAGGAGAUAAAUCGAGCGAACAAAUACAGUUAAGAGCAGAGCUUGCUAAACCAUUGCAACAGCUGCAAGAUAGUGCAAGAAGAAUAGCAGAAAUUCAACGUGAAUGCAAAUUGGAAGUAAACGUGGAUGAAUAUGUGGAGGCAGCUGUUAGACCAUACUUGAUGGAUGUCAUUUACUGUUGGUCGAAGGGAGCAUCUUUUGCAGAGGUUAUACAAAUGACUGAUAUCUUUGAGGGCAGUGUAAUACGACUUGCUAGAAGGCUUGAUGAAUUUUUGAACCAGCUGCGAGCUGCUGCUCAUGCCGUGGGGGAACUUGAUUUAGAGAAGAAGUUUGCAGCAGCCAGCGAAAGCCUUCGCCGCGGUAUUAUGUUUGCUAAUUCCUUAUAUUUGUAAGCAUCUGUGGAAGGAUGCUCAUGUAUGUUUUUUAGCUUUCAAGUUUCCUUCAGUGUAGCUGUGUCCCAUGCAGCUCCAAAUGCUGCAGUUAGCUCUUCAGGCAUGUCAGAAAUGAUUUUUGAUCUCAUUAGGCGUUCUCUUUUAUUGUUCAUCUGUUGAUAGUAGUUCAUUGUUCUUUC